AUGUUUAGCGAAAAAGCCCCUUUCGGCAUUCCCAAUCUUUAUAAUGCAUCCCUUCGAUCCGAGUUGAGGAAAAUUGCUGCAGGAAAAACAUUUAUUGUAACACCAGACGAAAAUAGAAAAAUUUUAGAUACAGUAGUUUCUGUUCGUGAUUCAUACAUCGUUGUCGCUACAAUUUUGAUGUUAAUUGAUGAAAAUGCAUCACAUUCUCUACCUGUUUUUAAACUUCUUGUCAUUUUAAUGAAUGGCUUGCAUCAAAACAGAUAUGAAUUCGUCGAAGCAGCAAAAACAUUUUCUAAAGAAAUUCGAUCCAUUUUGUUCUUAAACUUUGGAGAUCCAGCAGAUAUUUAUCGUGAACAAAUACAUUACAUGAUACAAGCUAUAUAUCACCAUAUUGUUUACUCAACUAAACUCCCCACAGUAGAAUCAUGUACUAAAGCUUCUCAGCUUCCUGAACCGCCAAAAUCACCUCAAUCUUCUAAGGAUGGAGUUGUAGCACCAAAAGAACCUGAAGAAGAAGAUGAUGAAGAACUUUCAUUCGAUCUUAAGUCAAUGUCUAAUGAUAGAUCACUCAAGAACUCAUUUAAUCCGUUUUCAAGUACUCAUGAUUUAAUUUCAUUCGGACAGCCACAGCAAAACAUAACGCAAGAUCCAUUUGUUCCUCCACCAGAAAUAAUUCCCGAAAAAAAUAUCGAUCAAGUCCUUAUAAGCUCUAUCAAAGUCCAAGAAGAAGAAAAACCAACAGAAGGGCUGAAGAAUCCUAGAGAUUUAUAUCUUGUGACCGAAUUCCAACUUGAAAAGAGACCUCAGUACGAUGAUACUAUUGAGAGUUACUAA
This is a messenger RNA of Trichomonas vaginalis G3, 834 nucleotides long. RefSeq lists its product as uncharacterized. Lineage: Eukaryota; Parabasalia; Trichomonadida; Trichomonadidae. Bases 1 to 834 code for a protein of 277 amino acids. The transcript has a single exon. The record is from RefSeq and is a predicted model, not a curated record.